Messenger RNA from Hydractinia symbiolongicarpus, 783 nucleotides. Its product is annotated as biogenesis of lysosome-related organelles complex 1 subunit 4-like. The record is from RefSeq and is a predicted model, not a curated record. The coding region runs from base 138 to 689 and encodes 183 amino acids. Lineage: Eukaryota; Metazoa; Cnidaria; Hydrozoa; Anthoathecata; Hydractiniidae. The transcript is spliced from 5 exons. Gene Ontology annotation, cellular component: BLOC-1 complex.
GCAUAUAGCUAGUUUGUGAUCGGAAAUUCACCUGUACAUAACCCAUCCUGUUCAAAACAUUAACCGUGGCCGUGUUUACCCUAAAAUAAUAGAAAGCAUAUCAUUCUAAAGUUUAUAUUCGUAGUGUGAAGAACAAAAUGGAAGCAAAUGUAGUAGAAACUAAAGUAGGAAAAGAAUUGACAUCUGAAAUAGAUACUUUGGCCACCGAGAUUACUGAUUUUCUGAAAGUUGACACAACAAACCAGGUUCAAAAUGUUGGUAACAUUAUUGAUGGCAUCCUGGCAAAAUUAGAGGAAUACUGCACUGUGGUGGAUUUGCUACGGGCAGAGUCGAAAGAAGUUUUGUUUACGACUAUACCACUAUUGCACGAGCAAUGUUUACAACUUGACCCAAUAUGUGAAAAAAUCGAUAGUCUAGAAAAUUUUGUCUCUGUUGUUCGCGAGAGUGUAGAAGAUGCUGAAGAAAAAGUUCGAGUAGCUGAAAAAGAAUUAGGGAACAAAAAUUUAAAGAAAAUAUUACGAACAGUGAAAGUUCCAAAGUUUUUAGCGAAAAAGAAAGAGAUUCAACCUUACUUGAAAAAAGAAAUUGGAUCGGACGAUUACCAUGUUCCAAAAACAUUUAAAACUGACGACUAUUUUAAAAAGUACGAUACGAAAAACGACAACAGUGUUGAAAGUGCCGGCGAAUAGUCGGAAAUUAUUUGUUACUGUUGUUUUUCUGUAACUUUUGUAAAUAAUUUUUUGACCAAUUUCUUAAUAAAAUUAAUAGCUGGAAAUAAGAAGA